CGGUCCAACACACACAAGAGGAACUCAGCAGCUCCACGAGCAGAGGAGCCGACACCCAACCCAGCACCAACGCACGCCGGCCACACCAAGACCAGGAGAGAGAGAGACAAACAUGCGUCCGCCACGGGAUCUUCGACUCGCCGUGCUUCUCCUCUUCUCCGCAGCCGUCCUCCUCUUGGCCGUUCCGGCGGCCAGAGCCCAGCAGGAGACCGAGGAGGAGGAGGAGUUCAGCUACUCGCUGGACGCGGAGAAUGGGCCGGCGCACUGGGGCGACAUCAAGGAGGAGUGGUCCGCGUGCGGCAAGGGCAACAUGCAGUCGCCCAUCGACCUCGCCAGCCCGCGCGUCUCCCUCGUGCGCGGCCUCGGCUACCUCAACCACUCCUACGCCCCCGCCAACGCCACCAUCGUCAACCGCGGCCACGACAUCAUGCUCAAGUUCGAGGGCGACGCCGGGAGCGUGUCGAUCGGCGGCACGCCCUACUUCCUCCGGCAGCUGCACUGGCACUCGCCCACCGAGCACAGCGUCAAUGGCCGCCGAUACGACAUGGAGCUGCACAUGUUCCACGAGAGCGCCCAGGGCAAGGCCGCCGUCAUCGGCGUCUUCUAUGAGAUCGGCGCCCACGACGCCUUCCUCCACAAGCUGGAGCCAUACCUGGAAAUGAUAGCCGAUCGGAGGGACAGGGAGGAGAAGAUGGGGAUGAUGGACCCGAGGGGCGCCAGGGGAAAGGCCAGUGUGUACUACCGCUACGUGGGCUCCCUCACCACCCCGCCCUGCUCCGAAGGGGUCAUCUGGACCAUCGUCAAGAGGGUCCGCACCGUGUCGAGGCACCAGCUGGAGCUUCUCCGGGAGGCCGUCCAUGACGACAUGGAGAAAAACGCGAGGCCCCGUCAGGAGGUGAACAGCAAAGAUAUCAGCAUGUUCCGGCCUUCUCAGCAAAAUAGGCAUUGAUUAUUAGCUAGGGUCGAUUCUCCGCUUAAUUAGUUUGCUGUUACAGCUAUUAUGUAUGUACAUGGUUAUACCAAUUUUUGUACUAAUUCUUUCUACCCAUAUUAGAUGCCUUGCAUCCAGUCACUGCAUAAUAAAGGAGCACGUCCAGUUCAUGUCCA
Messenger RNA from Triticum dicoccoides, 1107 nucleotides. RefSeq names its product alpha carbonic anhydrase 7-like. The record is from RefSeq and is a predicted model, not a curated record. Gene Ontology annotation, molecular function: zinc ion binding; carbonate dehydratase activity. Gene Ontology annotation, biological process: one-carbon metabolic process. Lineage: Eukaryota; Viridiplantae; Streptophyta; Magnoliopsida; Poales; Poaceae. The coding region runs from base 113 to 949 and encodes 278 amino acids. The transcript has 4 exons.